ACGUUUUUUGGCAAAAAUGUCGUUUAAAAAAGUUGUAGAAUACGAGAAUGUAAAAACAUCCAACUUACAGCCAUAUUCCGCCACACUGACAAAACUCACCGCGAUGACAAUUGAUAUAAAAAUGACAAUUGCAGCUUUUUGGUAUUCGCAGCAAAAUUCAAAACUCGAAUCAUGCCAAUUGUCAUUUUUAUUGUCAUGACCUAUUUGGCAGGUGACAAAGCAAAAACAUAUGUUUGUGUUGACAUAAAAAGUGCGACGAUUUAAUAAAUUUCUGAAAAAAAUAUAAAAAAGACUAAUUUCAAUGGCAGAACAAAUUUUAGUUAUUUGCGCAGCCGUGGUUGUGGAAGACGAGCAAAAGCGGGAAAGGAAGCAAGUUUUGAGGGAGCUCAGGGACGACAGCGACCCGUUUUCGAUGCAGGAGAUAGUUUUUAUCCAAAAUUUUCACUUCCUAAAUCAGUUUGUCGCGAACUAAUGCAACAAUGGAGCCACGCGACCCUCAGAAAUCCGCCAUCCCUUUUUAAUAAGAUUUUUGGGGAGCCUGUAUUUCUACGCGCAUGGUUCAUACCAGAAAUGUGCAGGAAACAACUUCCAAAUUGCGAUGAGCCAGUUGCCAUUCAUCACAUCUCAAAGCUAAUAAUGGAUGUUAAGGGCGGCGAAAUAAGGGUCCCCAAAACUUCAAAUGAGGUCUUGGAAGUUAAAAAGGGCUUUUAUACGGCAUUUAGGAUUAAGGGAACGAUAGGUGCUGUUGACUGCUCGCACAUAGGCAUAGUCGCUCUAUCAUCAACAGACCCAAGUAACCCUCUAUGCAUGUAUAUGAACCGGAAAGGUUUCUACAGCAUUAACGUAGAGGCUGUAGGUGUUACUACAUAUUUUUUUUUACAUACGGUAUGUGAUAAUCGUUUGCCGUUCACGGCUAUAAAUGCAACAUUUCCUGGAUCCUGCCACCACUCCGGUAUUUGGACUACAUCCCCAACACGCCUUCAUCUUCUAAGAACAGAUAGAAGCCAGUGCGAUAAUUGGUUGCUACGGGACCAGGGUUACCCACUGGAACCAUGGCUUCUAACUCCAGUGGCAGAGCCAUCGAAUGCAAAAGAAGUGACAUUCAACACCCUACACGCAAAGGCUCGAAAUUGCGUAGAAAGAGCUUUCGGUGUUCUGAAAUCAAGAUUUCGGUGCUUAGCAAAGCACCUAUUUCCAUAUAUGUUUCCAGUAUAAGUAUAUAUAUUUCCAGUAAAGUUUCAAUAUGUUUGGAAUGCGCCGCGCCGCGGUAUGAAAAAUUCGAUUUGUAUGGGAGAUGCCACGCACCCUUGAUAUAACGAAAUUAUUAUCUGCCUAUUACCAAAAGGUGUCCAAAAUUUCAAAAAAAUCGGUACAGCCAUUUGCGAGAUCACCUCUUA
Molecule: messenger RNA, 1397 nt
Organism: Rhagoletis pomonella (apple maggot)
Lineage: Eukaryota; Metazoa; Arthropoda; Insecta; Diptera; Tephritidae
Product: putative nuclease HARBI1
Exons: 3
Coding region: 472-1215 (247 amino acids)
Source: RefSeq, a predicted model, not a curated record